CCACAGCGAGGCCGGCAAAACCCCCCUCCUCUCCGCGACUCCGCCGCCCCCGUCAGUCUCCCGCCCGGGUUCCCGCCACUCUCCCCCAUUCCCCUCCCAAUCCAAUCCCAAAUCUCUCUCUCUCUCUCUCUCUCUCUCUCUCUCUCUCUCUACCGGCGGGGCGCGUCAGGUCGAGGGAGUGGGGGAAGAUGCUGUGGGUGGACAAGUACCGGCCGAAGACCCUAGACAAGGUCACCGUCCACGACCAGGUCGCGCAGAACCUCAGGAAGCUCGUGUCGGAGCAGGAUUGCCCGCACCUGCUGUUCUAUGGGCCGUCGGGGUCCGGGAAGAAAACCCUAAUCCUGGCGCUCAUCAAGCAGAUGUUCGGCGCCGGCGCGGAGAAGGUGAAGCUGGAGAACAAGACAUGGAAGAUCGAUACUGGGACGAGGACAUUUGAGCUAGAGUUGGCAAUGCUGUCAAGUGCCCACCAUGUGGAGAUGAACCCCAGUGAUGCCGGGUUUCAGGACAGGUAUGUUGUCCAGGAGGUCAUCAAAGAGAUGGCGAAGAACAGGCCAAUUGAUGCCAAAGGAAAGAGAGCGUUUAAAGUCCUUGUCUUAAAUGAAGUUGACAAGCUCUCACGAGAAGCCCAGCAUUCCCUCCGUAGGACUAUGGAGAAGUAUAGUGCAUCAUGCAGGCUGAUCCUAUGCUGUAGUAGCUCCUCAAAGGUGACAGAGGCUGUAAGGUCCCGUUGCUUAAAUAUGCGAAUAAAUGCGCCCAGCGAAGAUCAGAUCGUCCAAGUUCUGGAGUUCAUUGGGAAGAAAGAAAACCUUCAUCUUCCACCUGGAUUUGCUGCUCGGAUAGCAGCGCAGUCAAACCGUAAUUUGAGACGAGCGAUACUGUUUUUUGAGACUUGCAAAGUGCAACAAUACCCAUUUAUAUCAAAUCAAGUAGCACCUCCUCUUGACUGGGAGCAGUAUGUGUCGGCAAUAGCAUCUGAUAUCCUGACAGAACAAAGCCCUAAAAGGCUAUAUGCUGUGCGUCAGAAAUUCUAUGAGUUACUUGUAAAUUGUAUCCCACCUGAAAGUAUCUUGAAGAAGUUGUUGGCAGAAUUGCUGAAGAAGUUAGACGCUGAUCUGAAACAUGAAAUUUGUCAUUGGGCUGCACAUUAUGAGCACAAGAUGCGUCUUGGGUCCAAGUCCAUUUUUCAUCUAGAAGCAUUCGUGGCCAAGUUCAUGAGCAUUUACAAGGAAUUCCUGGUCGCUACAUUUGGUUGAGCAAACCCCAAGCAUAGUGCUGUUUCUUGCAAUGGAAAGAUGCUGUCGGCUGUAGCACUCGGCCUGAUCAAAAGCAUGGGAGCCUCCUCGGUGUAGCUUGUACUGAACUCGUGUGGGCGACUAGCUUUAUUCAGUCUGUUUACUCUAGACCACCGUCGAUGUCAUUCGCGUUUGCUUCAGUGAUUCUAUCCCAUCUGCUUGUACUUGGACGUUGAGAAUGCUAUGAUCGGAAGUUACUUUGCUCA
Molecule: messenger RNA, 1498 nt
Organism: Phragmites australis (common reed)
Lineage: Eukaryota; Viridiplantae; Streptophyta; Magnoliopsida; Poales; Poaceae
Product: replication factor C subunit 5
Exons: 11
Coding region: 189-1253 (354 amino acids)
Biological process (GO): DNA repair; DNA-templated DNA replication
Cellular component (GO): DNA replication factor C complex; nucleus
Molecular function (GO): ATP hydrolysis activity; DNA binding; DNA clamp loader activity
Source: RefSeq, a predicted model, not a curated record